GUCACAGCCAAGUAUGUCAUUAUCUUUAUUACUGUGCAGUACAAUGUUACCUACGCUACUGAUGAUAAGAGUGAACUUGUUCAUUUCUAUGAGUAUGGUCCAAAAGAUAUUGCCACUAUCUUCUUCUACAUGCUAAUUGCCAUUAUUCUUCAUGCUGUGAUCCAAGAAUACAUACUAGAUAAAAUUAACAGACGUCUCCAUCUGUCAAAAACAAAGCACAGCAAAUUCAAUGAAUCGGGACAGCUAGCAUUUUUCUAUUUGUUUUCAUUUACCUGGGGAGCAAGUAUUUUGACUGCAGAGGAAUUCAUGACAAACCCUACUUUGCUAUGGAAAGAAUAUCCCCAUUCUCGCAUGCUUUUUCAGGUAAAAUUCUUCUAUAUCUGCCAGAUUGCCUAUUGGCUUCAUGCACUGCCAGAAUUAUAUUUCCAGAAGAUUAGAAAGGAAGAUAUUCCAAGACAGCUGUAUUAUAUCUGUCUUUACAUUGCUCACAUAUCUGGUGCCUAUGUAUUAAACCUGCAACGUUUGGGGCUAAUUUUACUCGUACCUCAUUAUUUAGUGGAACUGAUCUUUCACGCCUCUCGUCUUUUCUACUUCAGUGAUGAAAACAAGCAGAAAGGAUUUACCCUUUGGGCUUUACUGUUUGUAAUGACUCGUCUUCUGACGCUAACUUUAUCUGUCCUCACGUUUGGAUUUGGUCUGGCAAGAGUAGAGAAUCCAGUUUUUUCCAUAGUAGAUGGAAACUUCAAUGUACUCACUGUGAGGAUUAGCUGUUUGGCUGCAGUUUGUUUAACACAGGCCUGGAUGAUGUGGAAAUUUAUAAAUUUCCAGCUGAAAAAAUGGAGAGAGCACACCCAGAACCAAAUUCCUAGGAGAAAAAUAAAUAACACGAAGAGCAAACCAACAAAAAAGGAAACAAACAGAGCUAAUGUUGUCAAUGGAGCAGUAAAAUUAGAAGAUGGAGCAUCACCCAGAACAAGAAAAUCAAAAGCAUUAUGAAACAGAAGCUAAUGUUAGAAGACAAAGUAUUGACAGAAGACUGAUUAAAAAUAUAUUCUAUCACUGCAAAAUCAUUGACUAUUAUUUGGCUGUCUUGCAAUAUUAAAUGGACACUGCCAGGCUAUAAUAUUUUAAACACGUUUAUUUUGUUUAUUAAUACAUAACUCAUAUUCUGAAACCAGAAUGGAUAAUAAAAACAGACAAGUCAGUUCCACUUUGCAGCAUCGUGCUAGUAGCUUACAAGAGCUAGAAAGUUUGAGGUAUUUAUUAAAUUCUAAAAAGAUUCUUAUAAAAGUAAGGUUAGUGUUUCCAACCUACAUUUUGGGUUAAAAAGAUCUGACCAUGUCUGUUUGAAGUCUGCUUUUUGCACAACAGACUUUUUUAUUAUUAUUAUUAUUAUUAUAUUCUUCUCAACUGGAAUAAGAAAUGGUAUGUCUGAAAUGCAUCUAGCAUGGCAAAAAUAAAAGAUGUUUACCGUUUCUUUUCAAAGGUUAUUUAACACUUGACUUAAAAACCAGGUUCAUAAAGUCCAGAUAUCACUCGUUUCUUCUUACAUUCAAAGUGAUUGUGAUAUGUAAUGGAGGCACAGAAUAGUGGCUGCAUUUACCUUGCAGAAUUGUGAUUUUGCAAUGGGUAGUACGGUCUUAUAUGGAAAAGAGUUGUCAGUCAAACAAUAAAGAUGAAAGCUUUGUUUCAUUCAAGUAAAUUGCAAAACUCCUGUGGAUUUCAGGAAGGAUAAAAUCCUAGACCCGUGUCCAAAUAUUAGAGAAUUUUCCCCUUUCUUUAUUGUAACUGACCUGUUUUGAAAGUUACUGAUGACUCAAGAAUUUUAUCAGUCAGGUUUAGGAAGCAUACUUUCUGUAGGUGAAAUUGUACAUAGUUGCUGAACUACUGUGGUAGUGACUCCAUUAAAACAUCUAUUGGAAAUAGAUUUCAUAAUAUUUUAAACGUCUGAGUUAGGCAAAUACUUGUUUUGGUUUCGGACUCAAGUUUUAUGCCUUCACAAAGCUAUUAAGAAGCUUCUUACCUAAAUAGUCCAUUUGAGAUGCAAUUCAGUUAAAACUCAGUAGACCUUUUUGUAAAGUCUUCUCAGAAGUAAUAUGGUCAGAUGCUCAUUUAAUUAAGUGGUUUAGUAAAUACUGCAUUAUAGGCCUCUGAUCAUCAAACAAUGCCAUCUGAUUUUGCCUGGCUUCUUGUAUUACUUGUCAUCUUUUCAGCCAAUGAAUCUUGCUGUUCCAGCAAGCACAUCAGGUGUUCAGGAAAUAACUGACUUAUAAUAUGUUUGGGCACAUAAUAUACCAGAAAUGUGCAUUUAAUGGCAUUGCCACACAUUCUGAAGUGUCUGUGGUUAAAAAACUUUACCAUUCCUGAAGUGUUUAUCUCUCAAAAUAUUGUAUAAACAACUUUUUUUUCAAAGAAUAGAUACUUAAAUGGUAUUCAUAUUAAGCUUUUUCUUGAAUGCCAUUUCUCUUCCCCCUCACUGGCUGCUCAGGUGCUUUCUUCCCUUCUAGCCUGUGUCUUUCUUCCCUUCAAGCAGUGUGGAAGUGUGAUGGGGGGAUUGUUUUUGCGAGGGUUUGGUGUUUUUUGUUUUUAUUUUUUUAAAUAAAGUGAAGCAAGUAGGACUGUUGGGGAGCCACUUAUACAAGCUCCAGUUGUAUCAGUCUACUUACUCUCCAUUAAACUGGCUGUAAGCCAUGAAAUCACAUCCAAUAGAAAUAUGUUUUGGAUGCUACCCACCCAGGUUAAACUUGAAAAAUAUACAGGCCACCCAUAUUUCAAAUGUAAUGUUUGGAGCACUUUACAAGUGUAAAUCUUCAAAACCCUUCUGUAAGGUUAUGAGGUAAUAGUAGGUUUCCUAAUUCCUGGUUGUAUAAAGAAAUUGCACCAGAAUCCUGACCACAAUUCUGUGAAAAACAAGUGACAGAGACUAAAGGUUCUGUAUCAUUACCGAUUCCUGGAGCCACUGGAUCUCUCAGUCUUAGAUGUUGCCAUACUGAUCUAAGCACUUGUUUGACUAUGAUAAAACUACUGCUAUUUUUGUAAGUAACCUUCUUAGUCAUGUGUGACUAGUAUCUAAAUGCUAUUUAAAAUCUGUGACCCCAUUUUCUACUUUGCCAUAAUUGUUCCUGUGUGCAAAUAGAUUGUAGGAGUAUUGCGUGUGACUUCACAUAAACUUGUACAUUUCUACUGAAAAUGUUUACCAUGGAACUAGAAUAUAUAUAUUUUUUUAAUGAUUUUAAUAAACUUAUUUGUAUAAUCAUGAAUGCCUCAUUUGAUAAAAGUAUCAUCUUUUGAGCAGUUUUGGUAGGACCUGCUUAGCCUUCAGGGUAUUUCUCAACCAUGCUGCUCACAAGACAAUGCUUUCUCUGAUAAGUACCUGCAACUGUAAUUGUACUGUAAACAUCGUAGCUUUUGGGUCACUUGGCAGCAAGAUGGCCGACAGUUAAUUAUACAGGUCAAAUACUUUUACCCUGAAGAAAGGAAAUUAUAAACUUAAGGGCACUGUGAAUUUGAACCGAAAACUACAUUUGUUUUACAUUACUGAUGCAAACACGUUUUUGAAUGAAUAUGUUCUCCUUGCCCCCAGUCAACUUUAAAGCAUUUAGGCAAAGUUUUUCAAACACAGGAGACUGACUUUAGAUUUCAAGUAACCAAAUUUGCCAAGUGUUGAGCACUUAAUACACACAAAAGAAUCUGGCCAUAGGAGCCUAAAAUUAGAUUAUUUUUGAAAAUUCUGACUCCAAUCUCUUGCCAUUUUUUUUCUUUUCAGAAUAAUGGGAAGGUGUAUUCUUAAUACUCUUAUGAAUCAAAUAAACAAAAUAUCUUGGAAUAUUAUUUUUGUUGCAUGUUAAACAUAAAACACUUAAAUUAUUCAUUUAAACUACUUUUCUUUUAGCAAGUGUCCUUGGAUUAUUUCCAUUGUGUGUAAGGCUACUGUUCUGCCGCAUGCAUACAUGCAGUACCUGUAAAGUACGGAUAAGAACCUCCAUUUUGUAGCAUGAGAGGAACACUUUUUUUUUUCUUUUUUCUUUUCUUUUUUUUUUUUUUUUUUAAGUAAAAUUCACUAUUUAUCAUUUCAUUGCAUUUUUUUGAAAACUCACUGUGUAAUAUCAAAUGCAUGAAAUAAACUGUAGGCCUGUGCCUUAAUAUUAAAACAUUUCAGUAAACUAAACAACUUGCAGCAAAAAGCUGUUUGCACUUAGUGUUUUUGAUACAUUUACAUGGUAAUUAUUUUAGUGAGUGUUGCACCAUUUUUAAAUUCCUAAUGAUGGACACUAGAAUGUGUUGAGAUGUUGGACAAGUAGUUCAUUCACAUACAAAAAUGUGGGACCUGCCUUGGGAAGCAGACUGGGCUGUUAUUGAGAAAUAAUAAUGACUGAAAGAAGUAGCUUGGUCAUCUUGAUAGAAAUUCUGUGAUGUUAAUGCAUAGAAAGGCUGUUUCUGUGAAGAUGAAGGUUGGUUGUGGGUUUUCUUUUUUAAUUUGUUUUUCGUAACUCCCCAUAUGAUUUGAGUCAGGAUGACAAGUGUAUGGGACUUAAGGGCUAGGAUAACAAGAGUAUAUGAUAGUAGUGAGAGCAACAAACAGCUCUAGCAUUUGCUUAUUAAUAUGAAUAGGACUCCCCUCUCUCCAUCAGCAAUCUAAGUUAAAGUUUAUUUAAAGUUUUGGGGGGUUUUUUUGAAUCCACAAUAGAAUACCACACCCAUCACCACAUAUCAGCCAAUCUUGAAUUAAUUUGUACUGCCAACUAAAAUGUUACAAAUUGUUCUGUUCCAGGAAGAGCCUCUGUGACAUUCAGGACUCCUGUCCUUGUAUUAAGCACAAUAUAUUAUAGGGAAGCGAUGGGAGAGAGAGAACUUUAAAUUCCAAUUAUAAAUUAUAAUUAAAAAUUCCAAAGUGCUUGACUUUUUUCUUUUUUUUUUAAAUUUUGUUCCUUGGAAAUAGUCCAAACACUUGUUCUACCAUCUUGGAAACGUACUAUUUUUUUCCCUAACAAAACACUUAAAACUAACCCAGACCUCUGAUGCUAUUACAAACCCCUAAUUCAAUAAAGCACAUAAGUAUGUUUUUGUCUCAUUUCUUCAAUGGGAAUUGUGUGCGUGCAAAUUAAGUGCUUAGUUGAAUAGGGGUAUAAAUUAAGCUGUAUGCUAAUCAGGGUGUAAAUAAACAGUGAAUAUUGCCAUUUAAUCUUUUUGUCACAGUUGUGUCAAAUAGGAUUUUCUUAGGCACUCUAGACUGGCAUUCCUAUAGAUGUUCUGGCACAUCAAAAAAUCCCAUCUACAGUUUUUACCAUCAGAAAUGUCCAGCAUAAACUUAGGUGCAAGCAUGGCAGAACUUUACAAAACUGGGCUGGUAUAAUUUGUUAUUUUUUUAAAUGUGUGAACUUAAACUAUAUUAACAACCAAGUUUUGCACAAACUUAUGACUACUUCAGAUCUGUAAACUUUACCUGCAGUUACAUGAGACCUCACUGCAAAAUUUGAAACAUUUUUUUAAUUAUGUAAUAACUCUACUUUCAUAGUCCCAUUAAACUUUUAAAAACAUCUUAUUUGCAUUACAAGUCAGAGCCAUUGCAGUCAACUGUGUUGCAUCAUGUCAACGGAACAGGAAUGUGCACGUUAAUAAUAUGUUUUGAAACCAAAACUGGUCCUAUUCUUUUAAAAACCCAUCCCCAAAUAAUAAGAGUUGUGCUUUGUCUGACUUACUGUUUAAGGUUACACUUACAUUUUUUAUGUGCAAAAAAAAGUUGAAGCUACACUUGCUUUUCUGUUACAUUGACCUUUUUACAGACCUUUUACAAAUAAACAAACAAAGAAACUGUAACAAGAUAUGUUCCUAAUGGAAAUAUAAUGAUGUGAACGCUAAUGCUGUUUCUAUGCCCGGAGUUCAGCAAGACCUGAUCAAACUCCCACUGAAGUCAGUGGAUUGACUCCUAGUAGGAGUUAGAUCAGACACUAAAUGUACAGAUUCUUUAAGAACUUGGUUUAUUCUGGCUCCCAGAUGCAUGUAAGAAUUUCUAAAUGCACAAUACUGCCAAGAAUCAAUUAUAUUAUUUCUCUUUAAACCAAUUGGUUUCCUUACUUAGCUUAAAUUCUUUACGGGAGGGACAGUGUAUCACCAUUGAUUUCUUUGUUUCCCAAUAUUACUUAUAGGAAUGACUGCUGCAUCUAGCUAAGUUGGAGGCAUACUGCUUUUUUAGAACCUCUGUCCAAUGCCUUUCUUGCACUAUCUGUUGAACUUUCAUCACAAAAAAAUACUAGGACUGAGAGAAUUUUCUAAAAGAACCUCGACACUGUAAAUGGUAAAAUCCUAGAUGCUUAACUUCUUUGAAUGUCACCUCAUUUAAGUCUCACUAGUUGAAAUUAAGCCUAUGGAUUUAAUCAUAAACAAGAGAGUAAUGUUUACAAACUGUAAUAGUGUCUUAACAUUUCCUACAGUUAUCCAGUAAAAGUCUAUGUAGAGUUGACUCUACAUUUAAACCAGCAACGUACUUCAUAUUAAGUAUAAUAUGAACCAUGAUGAAUGUGCAUCUGUCUGACUGCAACAAAUACACUGGUUUGGUUUUUAAUUGCUGUUAAACUGGACUUUCCACUCAAUAAAUAUGUCUGUCCUCUUCUAUUUGGAUUGGUGAAAUGCAUUGUUUUUUUUUAUAAUGCAUUAUAAAAAUACCUUUUUUUUUAAACAUCACUUCAUCCCUCAUUCUAUAGGCUAAAACUGUGCUUUAAUAAAACCUUUUCUUGUUGAAAACACCAUAAUUUAUUUUGCUUUUUAAACACUGCAAGUAGUUAUGUAGGUUUUUUUUGUUUAGUUUGUAAAACAUAGCACAAAAGCUAUGUUUUCUGAUGUAUGUAAACUUGUGGUUACUCAUAUACUUGGUAAAAUGUCUACAAAGAGACCUUUCUCUCUAGAAAAGUUGGUGGUGUUCUGUAACUGUUUAAUGUGUGUUUAUGAUGCAUUUUGUUUUCUGUAAUUUUAAUUCUUUUAUUGUCAUUAAACCAUGUGUUUUAUUA
Alligator sinensis (Chinese alligator) is the source of this 7004-nucleotide messenger RNA. RefSeq names its product translocating chain-associated membrane protein 1-like. The record is from RefSeq and is a predicted model, not a curated record. The transcript has 10 exons. Gene Ontology annotation, biological process: protein insertion into ER membrane; SRP-dependent cotranslational protein targeting to membrane, translocation. Gene Ontology annotation, cellular component: endoplasmic reticulum membrane. Bases 130 to 996 code for a protein of 288 amino acids. Lineage: Eukaryota; Metazoa; Chordata; Crocodylia; Alligatoridae.